This is a messenger RNA of Pollicipes pollicipes, 1471 nucleotides long. Its product is annotated as B-cell receptor-associated protein 31. The record is from RefSeq and is a predicted model, not a curated record. NCBI's taxonomy places the organism in Eukaryota, Metazoa, Arthropoda, Thecostraca, Pollicipedomorpha, Pollicipedidae. Gene Ontology annotation, biological process: endoplasmic reticulum to Golgi vesicle-mediated transport; intracellular protein transport. Gene Ontology annotation, cellular component: endoplasmic reticulum membrane; endoplasmic reticulum. Bases 182 to 850 code for a protein of 222 amino acids. The transcript has 5 exons.
UAGUCCUUGAUCACUGAACUUUUUGGUAGCGGUGUAUGAAAUAAGCAGGACUCGACUAGUAGCUUACGAAAGAAUAUCAUAUUUCUGGUAUACCAUCCAGAAGAACCUUUAAAAUUCCAAGGUCCCUGAAUCAGCGCUAAACUGACGUAGACUUGCGGGUAUUCCAACAGGAUCAGCCAACAUGAGCAUUCAUUGGACUCUCAUUGCUGGAUUUCUGUAUGCUGAGAUAGCAGCAGUCUUGCUUCUUCUUUUACCCUUCUUAUCUGCCAAAAGAUGGAAUACCUUCUUCCAGUCACAAUUUCUACGAGCGAUUGGACGGCAGUCAUUUUUCUACUUCUGUGUUAUAAUAGUGGUGCUGGUCCUCUCCUUCCUGGACGCUAUCCGGGAGAUGCGCAAAUACAGUGGUGACUUCAAGACAGACGACCUGGCCACUCACAGCCACCUGGACGUGGAGAUCCAGCACCACAUGCGCCUCUUCAGGGCACAGCGCAAUUUCUACAUCUCCGGCUUCGCGCUCUUCCUGUUCCUGGUGCUGCAGCGCCUGGUGACGCUCGUGCUUCACCAGGCCUCGCUGGAGGCCUCCAACGAGGCGGCGCUGCGCCAGGCGACCAGCGCCAGCAGUGCCGCCCAACGGCUUUUGGAGGGCCGCGACCCUAGCUCGGGCGGCGACGACCUGAGGUCGCUGCGGCAGCAGCUGGAGGAGGCGGAGGGCGAGCGUGACGCGGCACUGAAGAAGGCCGAGAUGCUGCAGUGCCAGGCGGAGGCCACCAGCCGCGAGUACGACCAGCUCAUGGAGGAGCACGCCCGUCUCCAGAAGCAGACGGCCGCCGGCGACAAGAAGGACGACUGAUCGGCGGGCGGCGCACGUGCCGCCGCCGGCUGGGCGCGGAGCGGCGUGACACAACGGGCUGCCGAUACCGCAGCGACAGAGCAAGGUCACUGUACACUACUAAUAGCGCUGUCUGCGCGGGAUAAUCAACCCGGCUGGCUUUGAUGACUGUGAUACCCAGCAUGUGCUCUCCGUGACCGCGCCUGCUUCCGUUCGGUGUCUGUAGGCUCGACGGAUGCUCCGGUGUCUUUUUCGCCGAACGCCUGCCAAUGGCUCAUGCGGGUUAUAGCGAGCUGGGACGGAGAUGAGGAGUCUUGCGGGGCGGCGCGCUAUUGCCGCUUGUCUUGGGGUGUGGUCCGCCCAGCUGCCGCGCCUUGGCGGAAAUGGAUGCAUGCAUUGCGGCCACAGCUCGUGGAUUAACUUCUUGAAUGUGAGCGCAGUGUAAGUGCUCACGCGCCUUUGCCGUGCUGUUACUUGAUGUUGAGAACCCUUCGCGUAAAGUGGACACCGAGUGCUUGGGCCGGCUUUGUAUGUGUUCGUCUCGGUGUGAUACUCACCACUUACAGUGCAGUGUUUGUGUUCAGCCUUCGCUUUGGUCGAUACAGUGUGCGUGUUCCCUGAAAUACAUGACUCCACCGCUGA